AGGCCCCGCCCCCAGCCCGCCCCCGGCCCGGGGUGCGAAUCCGUUGCCGGCGAGCGGCUGGCGAUGCAGGAGGUUCGCUAGCCGAAGCGGCUGCAUCUGGCGCCGCGUCUGCCCCGCGUGCCCGGAGCGAAUUCUGCCCGCCGUCCCCGGAGCCCUCGGCGCCCCGCUGAGCCCGCGAUCACUUCCUCCGUGUGACCAACAGGCGCUGCAGCUUAGAGCCUGGCAAUGCCGUUUGGGUGUGUGACUCUGGGCGACAAGAAGAACUAUAACCAGCCAUCGGAGGUGACUGACAGAUAUGAUUUGGGACAGGUCAUCAAGACCGAGGAGUUCUGUGAAAUCUUCCGGGCCAAGGACAAGACGACAGGCAAGCUACACACCUGUAAGAAGUUCCAAAAGCGGGAUGGCCGCAAGGUGCGGAAGGCAGCCAAGAAUGAGAUAGGCAUACUCAAAAUGGUAAAGCAUCCCAAUAUCCUGCAACUGGUGGAUGUGUUUGUGACUCGCAAGGAGUACUUCAUCUUCCUGGAGCUGGCCACGGGGAGGGAGGUGUUUGACUGGAUCCUGGACCAGGGCUACUACUCGGAGCGAGACACGAGCAACGUGGUACGGCAGGUCCUGGAGGCCGUGGCCUACUUGCACUCACUCAAGAUCGUGCAUAGGAACCUCAAGCUGGAGAACCUGGUUUACUACAACCGGCUGAAGAACUCAAAGAUCGUCAUCAGCGACUUUCACCUGGCUAAGCUAGAGAAUGGCCUCAUCAAGGAGCCCUGUGGGACCCCCGAGUAUCUGGCCCCAGAGGUGGUAGGCCGGCAGCGGUAUGGACGCCCUGUGGACUGCUGGGCCAUUGGAGUCAUCAUGUAUAUCCUGCUUUCAGGAAACCCGCCCUUCUAUGAGGAGGUGGAAGAAGAUGAUUAUGAAAACCACGAUAAGAAUCUCUUCCGCAAGAUCUUGGCUGGUGACUAUGAGUUUGACUCUCCAUACUGGGAUGAUAUUUCGCAGGCAGCCAAAGACCUGGUCACAAGGCUGAUGGAGGUGGAGCAAGACCAGCGGAUCACUGCAGAAGAGGCCAUCUCCCAUGAAUGGAUUUCUGGCAAUGCUGCUUCUGAUAAGAACAUCAAGGAUGGUGUCUGUGCCCAGAUUGAAAAGAAUUUUGCCAGGGCCAAGUGGAAGAAGGCUGUCCGAGUGACCACCCUCAUGAAACGGCUCCGAGCGCCAGAGCAAUCUAGCACAGCUGCAGCCCAGUCUGCCUCAGCCACAGACACUGCCACCCCCGGGGCUGCAGGUGGGGCCACUGCAGCUGUGAGUGGAGCUGCUUCAGCCUCUGAGAGCAGUACUAUCCCAGCCAUGGAGGGUGAUGCUGCUUGUGCUGCAAAGAGUGAUAAUGUGGCCUCUGCAGAACGUAGUACCACCCCAGCCACAGAUGGCAGUGUCACCCCAGCCACCGAUGGCAGUGUCACCCCAGCUACCGAUGGGAGCAUCACCCCAGCCACUGAUGGGAGCGUCACCCCAGCCACUGACAGGAGUGCUACUCCAGCCACUGAUGGGAGAGCCACACCAGCCACAGAAGAGAGCACUGUGCCCACCGCCCAAAGCAGUGCCAUACCAGCCACUAAGGCAGCUGCCACCCCUGAGCUGGCUAUGGCCCAGCCGGACAGCACCGCCCCAGAGGGUACCACAGGCCAGGCUCCACCCUCUAGUAAAGGGGGAGAGGCUGCUGGUUAUGCCCAGGAGUCUCAGAAGGAGAAGACCAGCUGAGUUGGCAGCCUGGUGGGGGGCGGGGCACGGGAAGGAGGGUGGGAGAAUGGAUGAGGGGCUUCUCACUGUACAUAGAGUCACUGGCAUGAUACCCUCACUCCCCCAUGCCCCCACAUCCCAGUGAGGCGCACCUGGGGGCCACGGGAGAGCAGUCUCGUCUCCUGUGUAUACGUGUGUGAGUGGUGGGCAGGCCAGAAGCAGGGCCAGCCCCAGCCCCUGCAUGGAUUCCUUGUGGCUUUUCUGUCUUUUGCUAGCUUCACCAGUUUCUGUUCUUGUGGGAUGCUGCUCUAGGGAUACUCAGGGGGCCUCUACUCUCCUUCCCCUUCCUCGUGUCUCAUUAUUCCCCCAGGCAGGCCCUGCAGGUCCCAUAACCUCCCAGGCCCUAAACUUGGGCGGCCUUGCCCUGAGAGCUGGUCCUCCAGCGAGGCCCUGUCAGUGGUCUUAGGCUCCUGCACGUGAAGGUGUGUGCCUGUGGUGUGUGGGCUGCUCUAGGAGUGUACAUAGGCUCAUAUAGAGGAUCCAGAAAUCUCGGGUAAUAUGUUUAAGUUAAGACUGGUCACAUGGGGGCACUGCUUGCUAGCGGUGGGGGUCCUCAGAAGUGGAAGAGAAUGAGUAGGAGGGUAGAAGUUUCCAUCUUUGUCCCUGGGAAGUCCCUCCUACAACCCUGCCCUCCUGAGUCCUGCAGUGGGUUGCCCUAUACCCUGAAUCUCACGAGCCUCUAAGGGAAAGGAGGAACAAUUAAGAUGUGGCAAUGAGACCUGCGGGAGCAGAUUACAGGCCCAGCACCCAGUGCCGCACCCCAGCUGGGUCCUUACCCUGGACCAAACAGGAAGGGCUGAUAGUCCCUUGCUCUUCCUAGAUGUCCACCCCCCACAGACUCAGCACACAAGUACUUUCUAUUACAGAGGCCUGCCGCAUGGCAAUACUGCCAUAGUCUGAUUUGGGGGUUUGGUCUUUACAGCGGCAGAUUUUCUGCUCUCAGUUCAACAAUGAAAUGGAGAGGAAUCCCCUCUAUUUCUAUAGCUUACUUCUACCAGAGGCCCAGGUGCCUCUGAGCUAUGUUGAGUUGCUUUUGCUGGGAUAAGGAAGUAGAAUAAGACUCCCCAGUUCCCUGAGGGAGGCUCCUGACAGGUGCCCUUUGUCAGACCCUACCAUAGCCUGGACAGGCAGCCACACUGGUCCUCGCCCUUGCUCGGCACUCCAUGGUGGUCCUGCCCUUCUCCCUGCAUGCCUGUGGGUCUGCUCUGGUGUGUGAAGGUUGGUGGGCUAACUGUGUGCCUGCUGAACCUGGUAAAUAAACAUCACCCUGCAAAGCCUCUGGCCA
Molecule: messenger RNA, 3076 nt
Organism: Lemur catta (Ring-tailed lemur)
Lineage: Eukaryota; Metazoa; Chordata; Mammalia; Primates; Lemuridae
Gene: CAMKV
Product: CaM kinase like vesicle associated
Exons: 11
Coding region: 226-1752 (508 amino acids)
Biological process (GO): peptidyl-serine phosphorylation
Cellular component (GO): intracellular anatomical structure
Molecular function (GO): calcium/calmodulin-dependent protein kinase activity; ATP binding; calmodulin binding
Source: RefSeq, a predicted model, not a curated record